Molecule: messenger RNA, 652 nt
Organism: Rubroshorea leprosula
Lineage: Eukaryota; Viridiplantae; Streptophyta; Magnoliopsida; Malvales; Dipterocarpaceae
Source: the annotation of a GenBank genome assembly
UUCGUCCAAAUGGGACUGUUUUGCGAGCUACCGUUUGGCCAUCGUUAACCUCGCCGAUGAUUCCAAGUCCAUUCAUCGGGAUUCCUAGCACCGGUUUUCCACUAAAAAGAAAUCCCAUGGCUGGUGCGAUUUCACCCCUUCCUCUUCUGUUUUGGAUUCCAAAUUAGGUUAUAUGUUUAAUAACGACGCCUUAUUGUUCACCGCUGAUAUCUUAAUCCAUGAACCAAGCUCGCGAGACUGGGUUGGCAACGAACCCAGGCGCGAGCUGGGUUCUCUCUCUCAGUCUCUCUCCCUCUCCCGAAUACAAACAAUGGCGCCUUCUGUGGUUAUGCUCUGCUUUGCUCCUUUGCUCUUGCUUUCCGUGCUAGUGAAUGCGAGAAUCCCAGGGGUUUAUAAUGGUGGGUCGUGGCAGAGCGCCCAUGCCACUUUCUACGGUGACAAUGAUGCCUCUGGGACUAUGGGUAUGCCUUUUUUUUCUUCUAAUCUCUACAAUGAGACUUUGUUUCGUGUCCUUUCUUGCUUGUUGCUUUCAUCCCAGAUAAACCCAUUUCUCAUAUCGUUUUUGUAGCAAAUCCCAUUUGCAAUUCUUCGAUUCACAGCUGAAAAUGUUGAAAAAUCGACUCAAAUUAGUUCAUAAACCAUAGCAUUUGAU